UCAAUACUUGGCCUAAACUUCCUCCCAUUUCUGAAGCAAACACAUUCAUCAACUUCUCCCAAUUUCUAAAACAAACACAUUCAUCAUGAGUUCCUCAGACUUCUCAUCGUCUGGAGGAGAAGAAGAGAUGGAAGAGUUGAAUAUGUUUCACUAUGACCGUUUAGCUUUAAUCGGAAGGAGGCUUGAUGAAGCUUCAUCCUCACGUCGUCUUUCAACAGUCGCACUUAUAUUGAUCGUGAAAGGGUUUCAGGUCAUGACCGUCUUAUGCAGGAUUACUUCAAUCCAAAUCCAACAUACGAUGCUCGCAUAUUCAGAAGGCGUUUUCGUAUGCAACCACGACUAUUUAGUCGCAUAAUGGGUGACGUUGUGAGGUACGAUCCCUCCUUUGAACGAAGGAGUGAUGCUGUUGGUCACUCAGGCCUAUCGCCAGAGCAAAAGCUUACUAGUGCACUACGCAUGCUAGCUUAUGGCUCUCCAGCUGAUCAACUUGAUGACUACAUGCGUAUGGGUCGGAGCACUGUACUGGAAGUCUUCAGGAAGUUUUGCAGAGCCAUUGUCGGGAUGUACUCGUCAACAUACCUUCGUGCACCAACUCGGGCUGAUUUAAGGAUCCUACUUCGUAAAGGCUCACAACGCGGAUUCCCUGGUAUGAUUGGGUCAAUUGAUUGCAUGCACUGGGAGUGGAGGAACUGUCCUACUUCUUGGACUGGGCAGUACUUGGGGCACAACCAUAAACCAACAAUCAUUCUCGAGGCAGUGGCUUCAUACAACACCUGGAUAUGGCAUGCUUUUUUCGGCGUACCUGGGUCGAACAACGACAUCAAUGUUUUGGGGAUGUCUCCAGUGUUCGACCGUAUCCUCAAUGGAUCCGCUCCACGAGCACGAUUUGAGGUAAACGGUCAUACCUAUGAUCAAUGUUAUUAUUUGGCUGAUGGUAUUUAUCCUUCGUGGUCAACUUUAGUGAAAACAUUUAGCAAUCCAAGCUCAAACAAAGAAGCCUUGUUUGCUCGAUGUCAAGAAGCACAUCGUAAAGACGUAGACCGGGCCUUUGGAAUUCUUCAAGCUAGAUGGGCAAUCGUUCGUGGCCCUGCGAGAUCUUGGGAUGUUGCCACAAUAAAUGAUAUAAUUUUGACAUGCAUUAUAUUGCACAACAUGAUAAUCGAAGAUGAGCAGGUUGAUUCUGACGAUGAAAUGGAAGAUAGUCUUGAUUAUGAGGUCCAUGACCAACAACCAACUAAUGUCAAUAGAGAUAUUCCAACCCUAACUGAGUACUUGGCUAGAAAUAAUAGGCUUCGUGCUGCACCAACACAUCAUGGGCUUCGUCAAGACUUGGUUGAGCAUAUUUGGAACUUGCAUGGAAAUAAUUAGUCAUUGUUGUUGCUUGAAAUCGAUCCUUUGUAAUUCAAUUAAAGUUGUAGUAGGUGAUAAUUUGCUUUGUAUUUCAAGAACAAAUUUUUAUUUCAAUAAUAUAUUUUCCUUUCUUAGUUCACUCUAGUUUUUGUUUACACACAACCUCAAGAUGAUAAACAUAAAUUUUAAAUAAAAUGAAUUCAAUUUAAAUCA
Messenger RNA from Linum trigynum, 1563 nucleotides. NCBI's taxonomy places the organism in Eukaryota, Viridiplantae, Streptophyta, Magnoliopsida, Malpighiales, Linaceae. The record is from the annotation of a GenBank genome assembly.